AUGAGCAUGACCCCUACAGAAACGAGAAAGCGCACCCGCACCGGCUGUCUUAACUGCAGUCGGCGGCGCCGGAAAUGCGACGAGACGAAACCGACAUGCGUUGGAUGCAAGCGACGCGGGGAGAAAUGUCAAUGGCGCAUGCUAGGGUCUUUUCGCGAUGCUAAUAUUAAAGUGCUUGAGCCGGAGCACCCGUCGAUGAAGCAGUCGGCAAGCCGGAAGCAAAAUAAUAAGUUUAAGAUUCUGAAUGUUCAACCGCGAAGAAGUCAAGAACGAGAAUCUCCACAGGUAUCUCCAAAACCGGUGGAUGACAUCAAUUUGCCUAAUGCAAAUAAUGACCUUGAUGACCCUAACGAAAACGACGACAAUAAUGACCAGCGCCCCGAGCAUGACCAUGGACAUCACAGUCCCGUGAAUAAUAACGAUUCUCUACCAGCUCCUACUCCCGCACCCCCUCCAGCAACAGCACCACCCCUUGAACACAGUCCCUCACAUCAUCUCAACUUCGCAAACCACUCUCCCUCGUCCAGCCAUGGCUCCCACGUUCCCUACCUUUCCAGUCCCGACUUCAUGGGCCUCAUUUCCCACAGCUCCUUCUCGGAGGGCUACCCGGCAGCCAUAGCCUCGCCACUAUUCGAUCACGGCGUCUUCUCUGAUCCAGCUAAUGUAGCAAACAUUGAUGUCUUCGUUCCCGGGUCGGCAUAUGAGGCGUUGCAUACAGCCCUGCGGAAUCGGCAGCUCUGGACAGCACGGCCAGAUAUCCCCAGUCGGGGGAGUACGCCAGAUAUUGUCCCUGGUGUUGCGCCAAACGAGACAGAGGCAAUAUCCGGGAGGGAAUUUACAUUGUCGUCGGAGAGGGAGAUUAUUCUCUGGCAAAAUUAUUUGAAUGAGAUUUGUUUAUGGCUCGACAUGUUCGACAACCAUCGCCACUUCGCAUCGACAUUCCCACAAAUGGCCAAGUCAUCGCCGCAUCUGCGAUACUCGAUUCUUGCACUAUCUGCACGACAGAUGGAACGAAAACAGAACGAGAAGUCGCAAUCGGAGAGCCUUUCCCUGUAUCAAGAAGCCAUCCAUCUCCUACUCCCCGAACUUGAAAGCAAAACAACACCAGUAAUUGCAUCCUGCGUUAUUCUCUGCGUACUGGAAAUGUUAAGUUGCAACCCCAAGGAAUGGCGCCGCCACCUCGACGGCUGUGCAUUCCUUAUCCAAGCCUCUGAGACAAACGGCUUCUCCGGAAAAGAAGAACAAGCACUCUUCUGGUGCUUUGCCCGAAUGGACGUCUGCGGUGGCCUCAUCUCUGAAGAAGAAACCAUAAUCCCGAUUCAUAACUGGACGCCUAGAACGAUGAGUCCUCACCAGGCGGCGCAGCUAUUUCUCGCCUCGAAGGCGAACUUUGAUACGUAUGCUAAUUACACUGUGUAUCUGUGCGCGCAGACACUUGGCGUGCUAUGUGGCGCAUCUAAGCACCAUCAUCCGUCAUGUUUCUCAUGUCAGUAUCUUGACGGAGACACGUUUGUUGAUCGCUGGCAGGGCUUGUUGGAUCGGGUGGAGCAGUGGUAUGGCCAGCGGCCGAGUCAGAUGAAGCCGAUAUUUAGUGGGUAUACGCCGGGUGGUAGGGAGAUGCCGUUUCCGACGGUGAUUUAUGGGAACGGGGCUGCUAUCUCCGGGAAUCAGUUAUAUCAUGCCUGCGCAUUACUAUUGCUACAACGGAAACCGAAGACAGUCUCGUUAUCCAGGAAGCCUAAAUCUGUUUUGUGGCACGCCCGGCAGAUUUGCGCCAUUUCGGCCUCUAAUACACAUCAUGGCUGCUGGACAAACGCUCUACAACCCCUCUGGCUCGCCGGAAAGGCCAUGUCCCAUUGCUCGGAACAUGAAGCCAUUGUCGAGACAUUAACGCGCAUCGAGCGAGAAACAGGCUGGGCAACGGCAUGGCGCGUGGAAGAUUUGAAAGAAUUCUGGGGCGAUGAUGACUGA
Molecule: messenger RNA, 1971 nt
Organism: Aspergillus chevalieri
Lineage: Eukaryota; Fungi; Ascomycota; Eurotiomycetes; Eurotiales; Aspergillaceae
Product: Zn(II)2Cys6 transcription factor
Exons: 7
Coding region: 1-1971 (656 amino acids)
Biological process (GO): positive regulation of transcription by RNA polymerase II
Cellular component (GO): nucleus
Molecular function (GO): DNA-binding transcription factor activity, RNA polymerase II-specific; transcription cis-regulatory region binding; zinc ion binding
Source: RefSeq, a predicted model, not a curated record